AAUUUAAAAAAUCAGAAAUGUAGGGAACCCACCGCAUUUUGCAGAUCUUGUCCCCUCUAGUAUUUCUCUAGAAUUAUCACCACAUUUUUUGUUAUUAUAUUACUUUUUUUUUCCAAUUUGCAUAUCAAUUGUAUAUUAUUCUUUUAUCAUCUUGAAAUCAUAUCAUUUGCUUCUACUUUAUAUUCAGAUCUGAAACAAACCAACCAAGUAAAAAAACAUCCAAAACCAUAACCAUGUCUAUGUUUUCAAACUUCAUAUUCCCACCACCAUCUUCGAUAUUUGUCACAACCAUGUCAAUUAUAAGCUUUAUUGCACUUGGAAAUUACGGUAUUUCUGAAAUUAGAGGAAAGCAUAUGAACUAUUCAAAAUUCUGGAAUGCAAAUAAUAACAACAUCAACAGUGGGGAAAAACUUAAGUUUUCAAGUAAGGUUGGUAUGUUGUUGGUAUAUACUCCUGCUUUUCUAACUGCUGCGGCGUCGUUUUGGAUCUUUCCCAAGGAAGGUUUUAGAUCUAAUGUUCUUCAUUCUGCCUUGACCCUUCACUACUUCAAGAGGGUCUUUGAGUCUCUUUUUGUUCACAAAUAUAGUGCUUCCAUGCUUCUUGAUUCAGCAAUUCCCAUCACUGUAAGUUACUUCAUGUCAACCAUAACAAUGAUCUACACUCAACACCUCACAAAAGAGUUUCCAGAACCAUCAAUUAAUUUAAUAUACCCAGGAAUUAUGCUUUUUCUAAUAGGCAUUAUUGGUAACUCCUAUCAUCAUUUUCUUCUAUCCAAAUUAAGAGGAAAAGGUGAAAAGGAAUACAAAAUUCCAAAAGGUGGCUUAUUUGGGAUUGUGAUAUGUCCACAUUAUCUUUUUGAGAUAAUUGAGUUUUAUGGGAUGUUUUUUAUUUCUCAAACGUUGUAUUCUUUGUGUUUUGCAAUUGGUGAUACUUUUUAUUUGUUGGGGAGGAGUUAUGCUACUAGGAAUUGGUAUCUUUCCAAGUUUGAAGAUUUUCCUAAGAAUGUUAAGGCUCUGAUUCCGUUUGUGUUUUAAGGUGUUGUUUGUAUGAAUGUUGGAAUAAAGUAUGAUGAUUUUCGUACUAGAAAUAACAGUUAUUGAUUGAUAAUAAUAAA
Molecule: messenger RNA, 1114 nt
Organism: Lathyrus oleraceus (garden pea)
Lineage: Eukaryota; Viridiplantae; Streptophyta; Magnoliopsida; Fabales; Fabaceae
Exons: 2
Coding region: 234-1034 (266 amino acids)
Biological process (GO): lipid metabolic process
Molecular function (GO): oxidoreductase activity, acting on the CH-CH group of donors
Source: RefSeq, a predicted model, not a curated record